Molecule: messenger RNA, 666 nt
Organism: Dibothriocephalus latus
Lineage: Eukaryota; Metazoa; Platyhelminthes; Cestoda; Diphyllobothriidea; Diphyllobothriidae
Source: the annotation of a GenBank genome assembly
AUGUCCAGAGAACGGGAGCGUACGACUGGAUGUAUACUGCAGGAUUUCGCGCGCUGGGCUGGUAGUCCUGCACUAACACUUGUACAACUCCUGUGUUUUAUUGGUCUGGCUCUGCUCCACGAUGCUACCUACCAGCGUCUCGCAAUGCAUACCACCUUUCCCGAGACGGUCCCCGCAGCCAACAUGUCAGUUUAUAGCGCGACGGAGCUGGAAUUUAUGCUAUCACUUUCGCAAGCCAUUGUUUUCCUGGCCAACACCGUCGCUGUGAUUUGGCCCUUUACAGCGCACUUCCUCCUGCUGAUCCACGUCAUUCUAUCCCUGAUCCUCCUCUCUGUCUACGCAAAUUUUAAUCUCUGUGAGCGGGGUCUAGCGCAGCUGCCAUGUAACUGGCUUUUAAUGGUUUCUACAACUACGCUCGUCCUCUCCGACAUCGGAGUGUGCGCCUCAUUUUUCUCCAUUCUACGAACACAAGGAGACUUUCGUUGGUGCCGGCGUUACUUUCAAAUGCCCAAGCCCCAGAGGAACAGCGUCACAGCAACUGGCACCUGCUACACGUACCCCAUGCAUAGGUAUUGUCGCCAUGCGUUCCGUCGGAUGCGACAUCCCCAGACCGCAGAGGCGUCGACCUCCACCACCACCGCUGACCAGCCUGAUGUAUCUAGCUGA